Messenger RNA from Cladophialophora psammophila CBS 110553, 402 nucleotides. RefSeq lists its product as uncharacterized. The coding region runs from base 1 to 402 and encodes 133 amino acids. Gene Ontology annotation, cellular component: mitochondrion. Gene Ontology annotation, biological process: negative regulation of ATP-dependent activity. NCBI's taxonomy places the organism in Eukaryota, Fungi, Ascomycota, Eurotiomycetes, Chaetothyriales, Herpotrichiellaceae. The record is from RefSeq and is a predicted model, not a curated record. The transcript has 2 exons. Gene Ontology annotation, molecular function: ATPase inhibitor activity.
AUGUUACGAACCCAAGUCGUAAAGCUCGCCAGGGCUUCUGCGGCUUCCUCGAUCCGUCGAUCCUUUUCCAUCACCGCCAUACGAGCUUCUGAGGGAGAUACUGGGGCACCCAGAUAUGGUGGAUCCGCUGCCGGUGAUGCCUUUACCAGACGCGAGCAAGCCAGCGAAACAAAGUUCAUCAGAGAGAAAGAAAUGGAGAGGUGCGUUCCAGUAUUCAUCGUCGAGAAGGAGCGAUUUGAUCCACUGAGGCUAAUCUAUGAGGACUAUUUACACAACAGCUUGAGAAAAUUGAAGGAGAAGCUCGCCCAACAACGGAAACACCUUGAUGAACUGGAUGCGCACAUCCAGGAGCUGGAGAAGGAUGCUGGUGGCGAAGAUCCUCAAUACACCAAGGACAAAUAA